GGCCUGGGUGUAGAGGGAGUGGAUAUUCUGGGACACUACAUCUUGUACUCAGCUGGGAUACAUGUUUCUUUGGUGUUUUUCAAACGGAAAUCCAAGAGAGAAAUUUUGCAUCGAGUCUUUUGAUGAUGAAACAGGAUCGUCACAUGGCUGAACGGAGAUGAUGCUCUUCUGGAUCUCCAGGUCUCAAAGCGUUUGUUAAGAAUGGUCUUUGCGUGUCGCCGAUCUUCUUUCUUGGAUUUGGUUUCCCCUCCGUCUCAGCACAGCCGGAGCUGAUAGAGCUGGACCUAGUAGGCCCUUUGGCAUCGACGUCCCCUGAGGAUCAUCUUCAAGGGAUCUUCUUUAAAGUUGUACUGUGCAUGGGAAGGAUCUGCUUUCUUCCUACCUCACUCGACGUGCAUGGCCUAAACGAAUGAAUAUUUUUAUGAGGCGCCUUGAACCAGAGAUGGGCCAGGACCAAACCAAGCAGCAGAUAGAGAAGGGCCUGAAGUUGUAUCAGUCCAAUCAGACUGACAAAGCCCUGCAUGUGUGGACGAAAGUGUUGGAAAAGACCUCAGAUCCUGGAGGGAAGUUUCGAGUGUUGGGGUGCCUGAUCACAGCUCACUCAGAAAUGGGAAAAUACAAAGACAUGCUCAAGUAUGCCCUCGAUCAGAUUGACACAGCCAGAGAAAUGGAGGACCCGGACUACCUGACUGAAGGCUACCUGAACUUGGCRCGCAGCAACGAGAAGCUGUGCGACUUCCAGAAAACUGUCUCCUACUGUAAGACUUGCCUAAACAUGCAGGGCACCACCGUGAGCCUGCAGCUCAACGGCCAGGUGUGUCUGAGCAUGGGCAACGCCUACUUGGGUCUCAGCGUCUUCCAGAAAGCGCUGGAGAGCUACGAGAAGGCCCUACGCUACGCGCACAACAACGACGACAAGAUGCUGGAGUGCAGAGUCUGCUGCAGUCUAGGAAACAUCUAUGUUCAGCUGAAGGACUAUGAGAAAGCCCUGUUCUUCCCCUGCAAGGCCGCCGAGCUCGUCAAUGAUUACGGCCAAAGUUGGAGCCUGAAGUAUCGAGCCAUGAGUCAGUACCACAUGUCUGUGGCCUACAGGAAACUGGAGCGCCUCCCCGAUGCCAUGGAGUGCUGCGAGGAAUCUAUGAAGAUUGCUCUGCAGCAUGGUGACCGACCUCUGCAAGCUUUGUGUUUACUAAACUUUGCAGAUAUUCACCGCUACAGGCAUGACGUUGAUAAAGCGUUCCCUCGUUACGAGUCUUCACUGGGGAUAAUGACAGAGAUUGGGAACCGUCUUGGACAAGCACACGUCUACCUGGGAGUUGCGAAGUGUUGGCUUCUGCAGAAAGAAUUUGACAAGGCACUGGAGUCCUUGCAACGAGCACAGGAACUUGCAGAUGGGAUGGGAACCAAGUUGUUCACUCUGAAGGUUCACUGUCUGCGUGAAGGCAUCUACCGAAACCUGAAGCAGCAGAAUGAGCUCAGAGAGGAGGUGGUGAAGUUCCUGCAGUGUGUCGAGGAGCUGGAGCUUUACUGCGGCAUGUGUGGAGAGUCCAUCGGGGACAGGAACCAGAAGCUGCAGGCAUUACCCUGCUCCCACAUUUUCCAUCUCAAGUGUCUGCAGACAAACGGCACAAAGGGCUGUCCGAAAUGUUUCAAGUCCUCCAUAAAGCCYGGGUUUGUGUGAUUUGCAAUGCAGGGACAGUGUGUUGGAUCUGCAGACGCAGCACAAUGCCUCACAGGCUCCUGACCUGCUGUGAGCAAAGCAGGCAGCCUCGAGAUGUGCUGGAAUUCUGAAAAGAGCAACAUUUUACCGCUCUGCUCGACAGGAUGCUGAACAGAGCGGCCUGGACURGGGGCUCGCAAACUCUGAUCGCAACAUCCCACAGGAGGAUGAUGCUCAACUAAGAGUAUAAAGUCAGAUAAGCUGACGAAUCGUCAUUGUUUCUGAGGACUGGAAAUCUGUUGCAACAUUUACAGGAGAACUGGACUGUCAACAUUUCUGGCUUAGUGUACUCAUUAUAUCAGAAUUGUUUAGUAAAGUUGUAUUUAAUUUGUCUUUGGUAAAAUAAUUUGUGAUCUUAGUCUUGUACCUUGCUAUUUUCAAAGUCAAAUCUCUUUUUUUUCUUUUUUAAGAAAUCAUCUGAUUCUUUUUUCACAACCGUUGAGCCAUUUCUGAGAUGUAAUAAUUUCAUACAAAUGUAACCAUGUACAUAUGUUUCUCAUAUUCGUUUCUUUAGGUUGAUUUGUUUGAAAUCUUUUAUAAAACUCAACUCUUAACCAUUAAAACUAGUAUGUCUUCACAAAACAGGUUCAUGCAGCUUUUUCUUUUUUUUUUUCUUUAUUGCUAGGGAUGAGGGAGCAGGAACAAGACACAUUGGACUUUUGACCAAUCACACAGAUAACAUGACUUUUUAAAGGAGAAGCACAGAUUCUGUAUGUUUUCUUGUAAAUUAUUUGUUUUCUAUCACAGGUUGCAUUUUGUCUGCAUCGAGGGUCAUGACACAAAUCUGGGCUUUUAUCUCAGUGAGUGGCUGCAUGUUUUAUUUAGGAUGCCAAGCAACAAUGUAAAAAAUAUAUACAUCAAUUUGUUUUUCUUUCACCUUUAUUAUAGCUUUUCUUAGUAGAGUUUUACAGUUAUUCCAUUUUAAUGAUUCGCAUUGAACUAAAUUCUCCUUUUGACCAGAAAGCCAGAUCAWCUAAAAUAAUCCUUGUUCAGACAUUGUGGUUUAUUAUCUCAUGAACAUGUUAGUUUUGGUGGCUGUGCUUGGAGUUGGCAUACGAUGAUGCGUUCAGUUGCACAGUAAAAGUCAGUUAUUUGGAGCUGCAUCAAGAAAAUGUAACUAAUGCUGUUGAACUUUUUUUUAAUCCUCAAAAAGUGAUAUGUUUCCUUUUAAAUAGACUUUAUGUUUCUCUCCUCGUAGUAAAUCAAAGUACAGGUUUUGUUGCACAACCACUUGUGCUGUUCAUUUUUGGGAAACUUGGCCUCAUAUUUGGACCCCAGCCAGUUCAUGUUUAAGGUUUAUGCAACGACGUGAUGACGAGCCAUCGUGUGUUACAUGAACAGAUGCGUCACGUUAUCCAAGUUCAUUCAGGAAAUAAAGAAGCAUGAUUUACUGACAGUAUAUUUAAUAUAUUUUGAAACUACCUCUGUUUUUUCCUCCAAACUUUGAGGAUAAAUGCUUUAUUACCAUAAUGUUUAAACCCAGAUUUAUGUUUUUCUAGGCAUAUUUAAAUUUGUUGUUGAAACGUGUACACAGUCAAACCAUUAUUGUGUCUUUCAUUUUGAAGAAUAAAGGACACUUAAAUUAAA
Austrofundulus limnaeus is the source of this 3307-nucleotide messenger RNA. It is a transcript of the gene rapsn, whose product is annotated as receptor-associated protein of the synapse, 43kD. Gene Ontology annotation, cellular component: plasma membrane; neuromuscular junction. Gene Ontology annotation, biological process: positive regulation of neuromuscular synaptic transmission; synaptic transmission, cholinergic. The record is from RefSeq and is a predicted model, not a curated record. The transcript is spliced from 8 exons. Bases 410 to 1681 code for a protein of 423 amino acids. Gene Ontology annotation, molecular function: protein-membrane adaptor activity; acetylcholine receptor binding. Lineage: Eukaryota; Metazoa; Chordata; Actinopteri; Cyprinodontiformes; Rivulidae.